Athene cunicularia (burrowing owl) is the source of this 2200-nucleotide messenger RNA. RefSeq names its product translocase of inner mitochondrial membrane 8A (gene TIMM8A). Lineage: Eukaryota; Metazoa; Chordata; Aves; Strigiformes; Strigidae. Bases 1 to 270 code for a protein of 89 amino acids. The transcript is spliced from 2 exons. The record is from RefSeq and is a predicted model, not a curated record.
AUGGGCCGGCCAAGGACGGAGGCAAGGCCCCUGGCGGUCGCGGUCCCGGUGCGCGGGAGGGUCGGGCUGUGGUUUCCCCGGGCCCAACGGGUCCCCCGCUGUGCGCAGGAGAAGUGCAUGGACAAGCCGGGGCCAAAGCUGGACAGCCGGGCCGAGACGUGCUUCGUGAACUGCGUGGAACGCUUCAUCGACACUAGCCAGUUCAUCCUGAACCGGCUCGAGCAGACGCAGAAGUCCAAGUCGGCCUUCUCCGAGAGCCUCUCCGACUGAGCAGGAACCGUGCCCCGGGGGACACCGGCCAGCCCCCCACGUGGCCGGGCCCUCCACCGCGCCAGCUCCUGGCCACUCUGCCGCGUGAACGAGCCAGUCAGCUCUGGGGUUUAGGAUUUAAUUAAAUGCCAGUCUUGGGGAAGUUGCAGCCAGAUGAGAGCCCACGACAGAGGCACAGUUGCUCCGCCUCGGGGUGAUGGGGCACUCCCACCCCCGUGGGCCAAUAGCCGUCUUUGUGCUGGGACUCCAGGGCUACUGAUGCUCCAUGGGGAGUAUGUGGAACUCUCACGCUCAGCUGAAUGGAGGGGUGAGGAUGUUUGCAUCAGGGGGUGCUCCCAGCGCUGAUGGGAAUCUUGGCUCUGGGCGAGGUCAGCCUGCGACUGCUCACUUAAAGGGUGCUGCACAAAACCAACCCUCCUGGGUAGAUGCUAAUAGGCCCUGCAGGUGCCGUCACUGUGCAGUGUGGUACAGGUACCCUUUGCCAGAAGAGGUUUUGGGCACAGUGAUCAUCUGAGGCCCUGUCACUACUGGAAAAUACCUUCAGGCUUCCAUAGGUAAAUCAUUCAUGUGGCCAAGUGACAGAUUUUCAGAUUGCAGCACAACUCUGUCAAUACUGACUUGCUCCAUUAACUGCUUUCCCCUGGUCAAUGUAAUAAAUAUUAACUGGGUCAAUUUUUAACAUGAGAUUCUCCUUUGUUCAGGUAGAUGACCACUGAGAAUUGAAAAUCUGGCCUUCUUGUCACUCCCCCUCCUUCCCAGGAAUCCCGUUUAUUGCAAAAUUAGUAGGGAGAGGGCAUAAUUGUCUUCUGUCUAGAAUGUCUGCUCUGAGUUUGGGUUUGUUGCUCAAUUAAUUCGGUCCCAUGAAUCAAACUUGUUUCUGGGAGAGGCUGUGGCUUUUCCUCCUCUUUUCCAAAAGGUUAACAGUUCCUGCUGUCCUGUAAAGGUGUAGUUUCUUUAGAGAGACUAAAUGCAGGAAAUAAGUAACCAGCUACUUCAUAACCUCAUGCGCCUUUACCUGUGGAGAUCACUGGAAAGAGGCCUCUGGCUGUGUCUUCUGGGCCUCUGCCCCCAGGACAGAGGAGCUUCUAAGUGGAUAAACAGAGGACUGAUCCACCCUCUGGAAAGGCAGCCCAGCAUUUCAGCAGUGUUUACAUACAGCACAGCUCUGGGAAGCCUGGAGCCACCCCCUGACCAUGUCUUGGGACCUCUACACAGGAACCUGGUAAAGCAGUUCUGCACGCGCCAGUGUGCCGUGGGUGGCUGCACAGGGCACCCGAGUUCCCAACACAGGUGGCCGGUAGCUAGGCAGCCUUCCUGGGAACGAAUGCAGGAUCUGCUAAGCAGAGCUAUGCAGAUACAAAACCCACGUUAAGCGAGGACACAGCUGUCUAGUUAUCUUUCAGAAACUUACCUCAGUAGCUAAGGACUCCGGUCACUCCUGUUCCCAGAGUAAGCAAUUCCCUCUCCUGUCCCUAUCAAGUUUCUCUCAAGCAGCCUCCUGCCCCUAGAAUCCCUUACAACUUUCAGUGCUGGCUCAGUUCUUUGUACAAAUGUAUCACUAGCCACUUGGUAACUGAACAAAUGGGGUUUUAAUAGAAUAUGUAAGCAGGUGCUUCAUCAACCUGCACAGCAGACGUUGUGUGAAGGGGUUGCUCCCUCCGUAAGAGCCACAGCAGCAUGUGGCAGUGCCACUGAAGUUUUCGAGUUUUGGCUGUAUUCUGUUCUUGGAUAUGAAUCUGUAAAUAAAUUCUAGCAGAGUGAGCAAAACAAGUACUUGACAGAGGAAUUUUUGAAUUAAUAUUCUGGGUCUGUCAUCUUUAAAGCCAGACAUCCAUCUUCUCUCCAUGUAAUCUUAGCGCAAUGUUAGAUUAUUUUCUAACUGUUAAUCUUCUAAGUAUACUUUUAAAAAAUGCUGUGAGGCCUCCCCAAA